AUCAAAACAAUGGCCGACUUGCAAGCUAGCAUUUUACCUCUUAUGAUAUUUUUAACUGUUUAACAAUAGACUUUCCCUGACUCUGUUUACGAAACUCUUACUGAGAUGGAUAGAUGAUUAAAUAAGUGUAUUAAGAAAGAAACAAACCUGCUUCCAGGACCCUCUUCUCGGUGACAAAAUGAGCGAUGUUGUGGAGAAAACCCUGACAGCUCUGCCGGGUCUGCUGUCUCUAGACUCCCUGCCUGGAUCCAAUAAACUGUCCUCCAGCUCGAAGCUAGGAAACCUCAUCAGAGGGAUCACCGAGCUGACCUCCAAACAUGAGGAGGAAAAACUGAUUCAACGUGAGCUAACAUCCAUCAAAGAACAAGUUUCCUCCCCCAACACAUCCAUGAGGCAGAUGAAGGAGCUCAUGGUGAGAGCGAUCUACUGUGAAAUGCUCGGCUAUGAGGCUUCGUUCAGCUAUAUUCAUGCCAUCAAACUGGCUCAACAAGGCACUGCUCUGGAGAAAAGAGUCGGUUAUCUCGCUGUGUCUUUGUUUCUGAAUGAAAGCCAUGAGCUGCUUCUUCUUCUUGUGAACACUGUAUUAAAGGAUCUUCAGAGCACAAACCUCAUUGAAGUGUGCAUGGCUCUAACUGUUGUCAGCCAGAUGUUUCCCAAAGAUAUGAUUCCUGCAAUCCUUCCUCUGGUGGAGGAGAAACUAAAUCACCCAAAGGAAAUCAUUCGAAGAAAAGCAGUCCUGGCACUGUAUAAAUUCUACUUAAUAGCACCGAAUCAAGUUCAACACAUCCACAACAAGUUUCGCAAAGCUCUGUGUGACAAGGAUCCCGGCGUCAUGACGGCUUCACUACACAUCUACUUACAGCUGAUCGAGGAGAAUCCAGAAGGUUAUAAGGACCUGACGACAAGUUUUGUCACCAUACUGAAGCAAGUGGUGGGAGGAAAACUGCCCAUGGAUUUUAACUAUCACAGUGUUCCUGCUCCAUGGCUGCAAAUUCAGCUCCUCAGAAUACUGUGCUUACUUGGGAAGAAUGACCAGAGUACAAGUGAGAUCAUGUAUGAAGUCCUCGACGAGUCUUUGCGAAGAGCAGAGAUUAAUCAUAACAUCACCUAUGCAAUAUUAUUUGAGUGUGUAAAAUGUAUUUACACAAUUCAUCCCAAAUCGGAACUUUUGGAAAAAGCUGCAAAGUGCAUUGGCAACUUUGUUCUGUCACCGAAGAUUAAUCUCAAAUAUCUCGGCUUGAAGGCCCUCACCUACGUGGUCCAGCAGGAUCCCAAACUGGCCCUGCAGCAUCAGAUGACCAUCAUCGAGUGUCUCGAUCACCCCGACCUCAUCAUCAAGCGUGAGACUCUGGAGUUACUCUUUCGGAUCACCAACGCCCAGAAUGUCACAGUCAUCGUGGAUAAGAUGCUGGAGUUUCUGCGCAUCAACAAAGACGACUACACCACCAUUGACCUGGUGGGGAAGGUGGCAGAACUGGCGGAAAAAUAUGCACCGGACAAUGAGUGGUUCAUUGAGACCAUGAGCACGGUGUUUUCAGUGGGAGGAGACACGAUGCAGCCGGACAUCCCCAACAGUUUCCUGAAACUGCUGUCUGAGGGGUUUGACAGCGUGGAGGAAGACAGGAAGUUGAGGCUGUUUGCUGUGGAUUCGUAUGUUUCUCUGCUGCAAGGAGAGCCUGGCAAACUGCCUCAGCGCUUCCUCCAAGUCAUCAGCUGGGUCCUUGGGGAAUACUCCUGUUUGAGAGCGGACCUUGAAAUGGACACAGUCCUGAGGCUGCUGGCCAAGCUGUUGGACAUGAAGACCACCAGCAGUGAGACUAAGAGCUGGGUCCUCAUGGCCAUGACUAAGCUCUGUGAGGGGGGGGCCGGUGUCUCUGUGGCCCGGGGGGUCUCUGAGACAUACAGCAGCUCUCUGGACACGGUGCUGAGGCAGAGGGCCCAGGAGCUGCAGCACCUCAGCCAGGACCCGGAGCUACGAGCCCAGGUGUUACCCCGACACACCGGCCUGGAGCCCCUGGAGGUGGAUUCCUCUCUUUCAUUUCUGGAUGGGUUUGUGUCAGAGGCGUUGGCUGCUGGCGCUGCUCCAUACAAGCCUCCGCACCAACGGCAGGAGGAACUAGCUCAGGCCAAAGCGCUGAGCCUGGAGCCAUACGGCCUGUCCCUGCCCCUCAGCAUGUCCUCCUGCAGCAUCACAGACAGACAGUCUCCCACGCUGCUGUCCAUCAGCUCCGGGCUGUCGGGCAAUAGCAAUGACCUCUCUCACAAAGGAGGCUCCUCUAGUCUGAAGCUGGAUGGUGUGAAGCGGGUGUGGGGGAGGGAGGGCUACCUGGCGCAGAGGGAACCUGCGGAGGUGUCAGCCCACGUGGAGGUCCCCAGUACCCUCCGGUCCCCCAGCCAGCAGGGAGGGGCUGACGGGUCACACAGCCAGACCCCCACUCACACCCCCACCCCCGAGCCCGAGCUAGAGAAACAGCAGCUGGCCUCGUCGCUGUUUGUGGGCCUCGGCUCCCACAGCUCUGUGUGUUUGAUGGGGAAAUCUGAGCCGACACCCCAGCGCUUCAGAAGAAAAGCCAGAAGUCCCGCCUCAUCCUCUGGUGCCAGCGAGAACAUAUCCAACUCCCUGGUCUCUCCUCCGAUCACAGUGGAUACCCUGAUGUGUAACAACCUCCUGGACUCCCACAUCACCUCCGAGCCGGACGUUUCUCCUCUGGAACAGACGCCCCCCCUCUCUCAGGGCCUCGCUGCUGCUAACGGCUCCUGUGAUGAAGAGCUGCCUGACAGUGACGUGAAGGGAAGCAGCCCCUCUCUCAUUGGGGAUGACGCUCUGGUUGCAGCUGAUCCGGCUCCACAUGAAGAGCCACCUAAAGACUUGUUGCUCAGUUCUUAUCUUCCUGCAGAACUCUCUGGACUCUCUCACUCAGAAAUCACUCCUCUGAGCUCCGACCAAAGCCUGGAUCUCUCCGCCUGUCACGUGCAGAAAGAGGGUGAUUUAGUGCUGGUGGUUUUUAUCUACAACUCCUCUGACUCUGACAUCCAACAGAUUCUACUGGAGCUGGACUCGGAUGAACUUGAGGUGUCCUGUGAGUGUGACGGUGCAGUGGGGGGGGCGAGGGGCCACAGUGUAGCAGUGUGUCAGUACUCCCUGUCUGUGAAGAGACCUUCAGUCCACGUUGAACUGGUCGGGACGGUUUCUUACCAGUUUCCUGUCGGGACGCCUCAGUCGGUGCAGUUCUCGUACAAACUGCCUCUCUCCAGCUUCAUCAGACCAUUGACCCUGUCCACAGAGGAGUACGGGACGAUGUGGCUAGACUUCUCUCACGACACAAAGCAGAACCUGACGCUGAUCAGUGACGACCCUGAACCUCUCGCAGCUUCUCUGAGUGUGCUGAAGAAGAAACUCCAGCUUCAUGUCGUGGAAAUCAUAGGCAUGGAGGGCAUUGUAGCUUGCCGUCUCCUGCAGGAUCAGCCGUGUUUGAUGCACUGUCGCCUGCACGCCGGGACUCUGGCCGUGUGGCUGCGCUCUCCGGUCCCCGACCUGCCCGACUGCCUGAUGUACUUCUGUCAGAGAGCCUUACAGGAGCACUGACCCCCCCCCCCCCCCCGCAUCCCCAAACACUGACACUGCUGAGCAACACAAUCACCUGACCCUAAACACUGAAGAGGAAGGUAGACAACAUUUCAUCUUUAUAUGACAGUGUUAACCAUAUGUUUAUCUCUUCCACUACAACUACGACGUUUUGUCCAUGAAGCAUUCAUUUGUAAUCGUUGAACUGGUGUAAUUAUUUACAGAAUUUGAAAGGCAUGGCUGGUAAUAAUAACCUCAGGGCCAAGAGAUUAUGUUUUUAAGCUACUUAGGGUGUUUGAUGUUGAAGAAUAACAAUAAUGUCUUAAGAUGUUUGACAGGGCUACAUGAUGACUUGAAUACUUCUAUGGUUGAAACACUGUUAGGGAGGAAAUAAGUAUCAUUUUCUUGGUAUGAAGGGAAAAUCAUGAAUCUCUACAGUACGUGUUGUGCUGCUGGUCUGCAUGCUAAAUACUCAAAUAUCAUGUCCUGCUUUCUGAUUGGUAAAAUGAUUGAUAUACAAUCUGCUUUAUUUUCUAGGCUAGAACGAUCAUAACAGUGAUUUGUAAUCAGUGAAAAGACGUACAGGCGAUACCGAGUGAAGCACUGAGACACAAGGACACAUGCAUUGGGUUGCUUGAUGUUAUUUAUAAGGUGUCUUGAGGAGAAGCACAGGAAGGAUCUUUUAGCAGUACCAAAUGAAAUGUAUGUAUUUUUCCUGGUUAGGAAUCAAACCAUGAUAGGAACAUUUUAAGCACUCUAACUGCUCAUCCUUAUGGCUGAAGUUUAAACACAAGGAAAAUGUUUACAUCCCUGUUUGUCGCUAUGUCUUAAGGACUGCAUCAUGCUGACACUGAAUGCAGCCGUUACACGUAUUUCUUACAUUUAUGAAGAGAGUGUGUUGUCUUAAAAAUAGCAAUGAUCAUUUAACUCUUCGAUGUCCAUAUUGUGCGUUAAUGUGAGGAGCGUUUCAGUUUUCCCUCAUGUUUUGCAGACGCUGCCUUCUUCGUGAUAUGGUGAUCUAUGCAUUCAUGUUUCUGUGGGUUUCGCUGAAAGGUGGAUUUUUAGUGGUCUUUGAUUAUUAUAUUUUUGUAUCAAUGCAGUAUUCAAAACGUAUUUAUUGGAUUUAUAUUCUUACAGAAAAUAUUUUAUAAUAAUUUCUCUGAAAGAAAAAAGUCAUAGUGCUCCUUCAUUUGAUCGUGCUGUGAGAGAUUUGACUUGUCUCAGCCUGUUUUAUUUGAUUCAACCUGAAGUGAAGUUCUUUGUCGCCUGUGUCCUGACUGCAGGCACGGCAUGAAGUUAACGAUGUGUGUGAAACUCAACUCUAACCCAACGCCUUAUGAUCUAAUGCCAGGAGGCGUGUUUGAUUUGUGCCUGUGGUACAGAGGAAAUCAAUGUUGUGCCUGUCACUGCAUUCUGCUAACUUAUGAAUAAAUACACAUGUAAAUAAA
Molecule: messenger RNA, 5013 nt
Organism: Trematomus bernacchii (emerald rockcod)
Lineage: Eukaryota; Metazoa; Chordata; Actinopteri; Perciformes; Nototheniidae
Gene: ap4e1
Product: adaptor related protein complex 4 subunit epsilon 1
Exons: 21
Coding region: 179-3586 (1135 amino acids)
Biological process (GO): receptor-mediated endocytosis; intracellular protein transport
Cellular component (GO): membrane coat; AP-4 adaptor complex
Molecular function (GO): cargo adaptor activity
Source: RefSeq, a predicted model, not a curated record